Molecule: messenger RNA, 2900 nt
Organism: Myotis davidii
Lineage: Eukaryota; Metazoa; Chordata; Mammalia; Chiroptera; Vespertilionidae
Gene: USP53
Product: ubiquitin specific peptidase 53
Exons: 16
Coding region: 222-2900 (892 amino acids)
Biological process (GO): protein deubiquitination; sensory perception of sound; response to auditory stimulus
Cellular component (GO): cell-cell junction
Molecular function (GO): cysteine-type deubiquitinase activity
Source: RefSeq, a predicted model, not a curated record
AAAAUAGCCUUCCUUUUUCGUUUCAGAACUUCACGUUCACGCGCUGUUUCAGUGGACAAAGUCCUCCCAGUUUGCGGCCGCAGGAAAGCGAUGGACACGGACGCUCGCGGAAUUGGAGACUGCAGCGCAUCCCAGUGGACACGUCAGGAUAGCACCCGCUGCAGCACCGUCUCACACGAGCAUCCCACGCUCAGCUUCCACGCCCACAGAGCCGCGUGAACAUGGCGUGGGUGAAGUUCCUGCGGAAGCCGGGCGGCGGCCUGGGGAAGGCCUACCAGCCGGGGAGCCUGCUGUCGCUGGCGCCCACCAAGGGCCUGCUCAACGCGCCGGGCCAGAACAGCUGCUUCCUCAACAGCGCCGUGCAGGUGCUGUGGCAGCUGGACAUAUUCCGGAGGAGCCUGCGGGCCCUGACCGGGCACGUCUGCCAGGGCGAGGCCUGCAUCUUCUGUGCGCUGAAGACCAUGUUUGCUCAGUUUCAACACAGCCGGGAAAAGGCCCUCCCGUCGGACAACGUGCGGCGCGCCCUGGCCGAGAGCUUCCGGGACGAGCAGCGGUUCCAGCUGGGCCUCAUGGACGACGCGGCCGAGUGCUUUGAAAAUAUCUUGGAGAGGAUCCACUUCCACAUCGUGCCCAGCCGGGACGCGGACAUGUGCACCUCCAAGUGCUGCGUCGCGCACCAGAAGUUCGCCAUGACGCUGUACGAGCAGUGCGUGUGUCGUAGCUGUGGGGCCUCAUCAGACCCUCUGCCUUUCACAGAAUUCGUGCGGUACAUUUCGACGACAGCCCUGUGCAACGAAGUUGGAAGAAUGGCGGACAGGCAUGAGCGCGUGAGGCCCGAAAUGUUUGCGGAAUUGUUGCAAGCAGCGAAUACCACGGAUGACUAUCGCAAGUGUCCCAGUAACUGUGGCCAGAAAAUAAAGAUCCGCCGCGUCCUGAUGAACUGCCCGGAGAUCGUCACCAUCGGCCUGGUCUGGGACUCCGAGCAGUCGGACCUGACCAGCGACGUGGUUCGGAGCCUGGCCACGCACCUCUCCCUCCCCGGGCUUUUUUAUAGGGUUACUGAUGAAAAUGCCAAAAACAGUGAACUUCACCUCGUCGGUCUGAUCUGCUACACCAGCCGGCACUACUGUGCCUUCACAUUUCACACCAAGAGUUCCAAGUGGGUGUUUUUCGAUGACGCAAAUGUGAAAGAGGUGGGAACGAGAUGGAAGGACGUGGUGUCCAAGUGCCUCCGGUGCCACUUCCAGCCCCUGCUGCUGUUUUACGCCAACCCCGACGGCACGGCGGUUUCCACCGAAGAUGCACUCAGGCAGGUCGUCAGCUGGCCACAUCAGAGACCCGGGGUGGAAAAUAUGGGAUCUGAAAGGCCCUCGAUUUAUAAGUCAGAUAAUCCCAAAGAGAAUGGAUUUGGUGAUCAGGACAAACAGAGAGAAAGUCAGAAAUUUCAAACAGAUGACAUUUCAUCCUUCGGUCGGAGCCACAUCCCGGCGAGCAGAGGCCGAGGAGCAGCUAAGUCGGGACCCAGCGACACCCGCGAGAAGAUGAAGGGCCUCUCCAGGGAGUGUGCCCUGAAGGCGCUGGAGCAGAGGCGCCUCCUGAGCUCGCAGAAGAGGGACGCGGGUCGGCACCGAGAUGUGCUGGAUGAAGACCUUCCACGCGUCAAGUCCAGAUCACCGCCUGCCCCAAACGGCUUCCGACAAUACAGCAGUCGCCCCGCGUCCCCCGGUCAGGGGCGGGGGACAUGUGGCCAGGACCCACCCACCCAGAGCCGGGCGUCUGCGCAAGUCCCCCGUGCGGGGAGGCCCCAGGCUCCUGGUCUGGGGGUGCAGGGCGACAGCGGCCCUGGAUACGAGACAGACAGCAGCCUGGACUCUCGGGGUAAAGGCAGCAGCCGCCACAGCAGGAGCGGGAGCCGAGGCUGGAAGCCCAUGAGAGAGACCCUGAAUGUCGACAGUGUCCUCAGCGAGAGUGAGAAACGGCAGCACAGCCCACGGCACAGGCCGGGCGCCAGUCACACGCCCAGAUGCAGGGACCAGAGCCCCAGCAGCUGGCCCCAGGGGCCGCCGAAGCAGAAGUGCUUGAUGACCAUCUACGAGGAUGAAGCGAGGCCGGAGCUGGGCAGCAGGCGUUCCCCCGACGGCCCGGGGAAAGGCCUCGCCGAGACGGGCGUCCCUGGGGACGCCUGGCAGGGGCAGAGGACCGAGUCCGGCAGCGAGAGCAGCGACCACGUCAGCAGCGGAGCCGCCAGCCUGGACUCGCCGGGUGUGGACGGCGCCGGGACCGCGGAGCCCCCCAGUGACCGGAGUAAGACAAGCAACCAAAGUACAGAACGUGUGAACUGUGCCUCCCAGCAGAGUGAAAACCACCUGGAAGGCUGCAGAAAAGAAUUCAAGAACUUGGAAGUAGGCUGUAAGUCUCAUGACCCAGAAUCACAUCCACAAAUAAAAAACCCUGUGAUGAAAAGGUCCCGUGGACGUGACCCCAGCGGGAAGCUGCUCACUGCGUCGGGGCCACAGGUCCUCCGGGGCCUCCCAGCUGGUGAGCAAACCCUGUCAGGGGAGCAGAAGCCUGAACACGGCAGCGAGAGCCAGUUUCCCGCGUGGCCAGAUGGAGGCAGCUCCGAGGGGGCAGGUGGGCUCUCUCACACCGAUGCCAGUCCUGCUUCUGGAAUGAGAACGAACAGCGAUGACUUCGCACCAGCCUCGGUCUGCAUGACCGACACGUACAGGCUCAAGUACCACCAGAGGCCCAAGCUCUGCCUCCCCGAGCGCUCCGGCUGCGGGAGCGAGAACCCGGCCCCUCCGGGCGCAGGAGGCCUGGGACCUGUGCUGCCGGACAGCCUCGGGGCAAGCUGCCCUCCUGAGCAAAGACACAAACCCAGUGUCCACUGUGAUAGAUGA